GUCAAAUCAUGUUUCCGGAAGCGUUCACCAUCAACGAGCAAACACGGCUACAGGAUGUCGCAAGGCGCAAGUUUUAACUGCAAGUGGUAAAUGAUAUGAACACUAAGCAGUGAUACAGAAUUCCAUGCUGGGAAAUUUAUAAGCACAGGCAGAGCACUGGGUACAGUAUAGGGCAAAGUUAUUAUUCUUACCAUUUUUUUUAUGAUACUGCAGUUGUAGUGGAGUAGCUUCUGAGUGCGUUGGUGUCUUUGCUAAGCUAACAUGCUAAGCUAAAAGCUAGCAAAGGCUAACUUCAUUCUGGAAUGAUAGAGCCCGGCGCGAUCGCCUCUGGACAUGGCAGCCGGAGCAGGAGCCACUUCUGGCGGUUCUCUGGAGUCCACGUUAGACCGAAAAUUUCGAAGUGUGACCAACACGAUGGAUUCCAUUCAAGGACUGUCAACGUGGUGCAUCGACAACAAGAAGUACCACAGUCUCAUUGUGCGAUACUGGAUGAAGUGUUUGAGAAAUUCUGACUCCGCGCACAGACUGAACCUGCUGUACCUCGCCAACGACGUCAUUCAGAACUGCAAGAGGAAAAAUGCCAUUGUGUACCGCACGGCGUUCGCCGAGAUCCUCUCGGACGCCUUCACGGUGGUCAACCGUGAGGGAGACCCAAAGGUCAUCAAAUCCGUGGAGAGGAUUCUGACCAUCUGGGAGGAGAGGGAGGUGUAUUCCGGGACGCUCAUCGCCGAUCUCAGAAGCACCCUGGUCAAAGAGGAUUCCCCACCUGUGGAGGAGAAAACUCCCGUCGAGUCCAGCGCGGAGCUCCGGUCAAAGGUGGUGGCUGAGUUUGUGGUAAGUCUGCGGAGAGGUCCGGGCGGCCUUGAAAGGGCGGCGGCUGGAUGCCUGUGCUCCCGUCACCCACACGCCGUUUUGUUUUUUUUCCCCCUGUGCCGCGGCCGUCCACUCCAGCCCCAGGCGCUGGUAGACCAGCUGUCCAAGUACAAGAGAUCCCUGGAGGAGGUGGACCUCAGAGAGAAACAGCUGGCUGCCAUGAGGGUGGACAUCUUCAGCGCCGACGCCCUCAGGAGACUCAAAGAUAAAGCCGGAGGAAAGAAGUUCUCCAAGGACUUUGAGGAAGGCAGCUCGCAGCUUCACGAGUUUGUGAAGUUCUUCGAGAAACAAAGUAAAACGGGUUCUCUGCUCAUGGAGGCGCUGGGCAACGCAGACAUCUUCUAUGAGAUGCAGUACAAGGAGGUCAAGAUCGUUGCUAAUGCCUACCAGACCUUUGCUAACCGGGUGUCCCACCUGAAGCGAAAGCUGGACAGCCUGAAGGCCACCCUGCCGGACCUGGACGACUCGCCCAUCCCCUCGCCGUCGGCGGACGCGCCGUCCCCCACGGGCUCCGAGUCCCCCUUCCACGGCCUGGAGCUGGCCCACCCGGACCCCGACCUCGACGGCUCCGCCAUGGAAGACGAGGCCGAGCCCCCGGCCCCCAGCCCCCUGUCCACACCAGGGAGGUCCCCCAAAGACACGGAGCAUCUCGGGGAGAACGACAACUGCGAGGUGGAGGACAUGGAUCUGUCCGAGGAGGAGACGGAGAGUGGUGCCAUCAUAGCCGUCGGGGACCAGCUCAAGCCCGCCCCCGGACCAGACGCGUCCACUCCGGUCCCCGCUAAGAACAAACCGCCAGCGGCCUCAGAGCGGUCCGCCGUAAAGGCCGCGACCCCCGCCGCCCUGGAAAGCGCCGCCGUGGGUAAAAUGGGCGCCAUCCUGAACAGUUUCGGUUCGGCCGGGAAGAACGCAGCCCCCGUGGAGAGCCCCCCCGCAGCUGCGCCCGCCAGCUCCGCCGCCAAGGCCCCCCCCGACGGCCCCGCGGUCCCCCACGACACCAGCUCACUGGUCAGCCUCCUCUCCAAGGUGGACGUCAGUCCCGCCGACCUCCUCAGUGCCCUGUCCAAAGUCCAGGGCCAAAGCAGCCUCGAAGGCAUCUCUUCUCUGCUGAGCAGCUCCUCGGCUGCGAGCGUUGCCGCCGACCCCUCCACUAAAGGCAAGGCUGCUCCCUCCCCCCCCCCCCCGCCUCCCCCGCCCCCCCCCCCCCAGGGCUCGUCCGUCUCGUAUGUAGCCCCCGCGUCCUCCUCCUCAUCGGGCGCCCGCGCCCCCCCCCACACGUCUAACAAGGCCUCGGCCCUGGUCCAGGCUCUGCACCGAGACAUGGACCUGAACCCGGAGCCGGACGCGUCCCUCUCCUCCUCCAGUCUAGAGUCCAAGAUCCACAGUUUCCUGCAGGGCAACCCGGCCUUCAGCGCCUUCGACCUGGGUUUCAGCUCCAGCGCCCCGGCGGGGGGGGACCACUUCAGCCCCGCCCCCGCCGCCGCCGACACGCAGGAGGGGACGCCCGUGCGGGACGAGGGGGGGGGCACCCCGACCCAGGAUGAGAUGAUGGACAAGCCGGCGGCGGUCCAGUUCGCCAGAAACCCGUUACCCGCGGGGGACAGCGGCCCCGCAGCCCCCGCCGCCUUUGAGAAACGCCCCCAGCAGCAGGCCCCCCCCCAGCAGCAGGCCCACUCCCAGCAGCAGGCCCACCCCCAGCAGCCGGCCCCCCCACUGCCCGGCGCGGCCCACAACGGUCAGCCCUACCAGCCGUACCCCUACGGCAAGGAGCGCCUGCCCGCCAACCCCGGCCCGCAUUACCCCCCGCUGUCCGCUCAGGCGGGGGGGGCGGCAGCGGGGGAGAGGGCCCCCGCCGGCAACCCGCCGGCGGCCGAAGGCCCCCGCGGCCCCGGCGAGAGGAGCUGGUAUGGCGAGGGCUACGGCGCACCGGGGCCCGGCGGGGCCAGAGAGGGCCCGGCCCCCCCGGGACUCUACCCCUAUCCAGGGGGGCAGACGCAGGAGCCGCAGGAGUUCGCCCCCCAGCAGGGGCCCCCGGCGCCACCCACUUUCUUCGGGAGCGCCCUCCCGCCCCCCUACCAGCUGUACCCCUACGGCAAGGAGCGCCUGCCCGCCAACCCCGGCCCGCAUUACCCCCCGCUGUCCGCUCAGGCGGGGGGGGCGGCAGCGGAGAGGGCCCCCGCCGGCAACCCGCCGGCGGCCGAAGGCCCCCGCGGCCCCGGCGAGAGGAGCUGGUACGGCGAGGGCUACGGCGCGCCGGGGCCCGGCGGGGCCAGAGAGGGCCCGGCCCCCCCGGGACUCUACCCCUAUCCAGGGGGGCAAGCGCAGGAGCCGCAGGAGUUCGCCCCCCAGCAGGGGCCCCCGGCGCCGCCCACUUUCUUCGGGAACGCCCUCCCGCCCCCGCCCGGUCCCGGCGCAGACACGGCGGGGGGGGUGGGGCCCCGGCAGGACAGCGUCAUCAGUGGCAUGGUGGUGCAUGACCACCAGCACAAGUCCCUGCUGCCCCCGGACGACCCGCCCUACCCCCGCCGCCCCGACUUCCUGCCCCCCCCGCCAGAAGAAAUGCAUUACCAGGAGGACUUUGAGCCCUACCACGAGGACUUACGCCACCACGAAGGCCAUUUCUUCCACGAGGAGCCUUUCUACCCCCCCAACGAUGCUUACUACAGAGCGGGCAGCCCCCCGCACCCCUACCCCCGAGGGCGGGGGCGCCUCACCCCCCCACACUCGCCUUCAAACAACCCCUACUACCCACAUGACUACCAGCAGCAAAGCCCCCCUCCCCUGCAGUACGCGCCGAGGCGCCCGCCCCCCCCCCGCGCCCCCCCGCCCCCGCUCCCCCCCCCCCCCCCGCCGCCACACCAGCACCUCAGAGGGCCGCCCCGCCCGCCAUUCCCCCGCUUCCACGGGCCCGAUCCCAGAUUCCGGGGCAAGCGCCCCGGUCUGCGGGGCGGGGGCCCGGCGUUCCCCCCGAAAAGACCCUUCCUCCCCCCCCGGUACUGA
Molecule: messenger RNA, 3873 nt
Organism: Menidia menidia (Atlantic silverside)
Lineage: Eukaryota; Metazoa; Chordata; Actinopteri; Atheriniformes; Atherinopsidae
Source: the annotation of a GenBank genome assembly